Molecule: messenger RNA, 526 nt
Organism: Galendromus occidentalis (western predatory mite)
Lineage: Eukaryota; Metazoa; Arthropoda; Arachnida; Mesostigmata; Phytoseiidae
Exons: 5
Coding region: 30-434 (134 amino acids)
Source: RefSeq, a predicted model, not a curated record
CAAGCCUCAGGGGUCCCCGGAACCCUUCGAUGAUCGUCAGAAACUUUGUACUACAGAAAAAAACACUUCUCCGGGAGAAUACAGCCGGUUUAUUAGUAACUGCUUUCUGGAAGGACCUCGGUAAUUGCAUCCCAUCAAGGAAACGUCCUUUUCUCCAUUAUCAAGUGGUCCUCAGAGGUGCGAGGACGGACGAGGAUCGUAUUCAAACUGAGGCUAUACUCACGGACUUGGGCGAAAACCAGAUAUUUCCGGCGUUGUGUCGCCUUCGGCCCUCGGAUAAAUUAAAACAGAUGCUGAUAUAUUUUCCGAUCGAGGCUCUGUAUAAACGAAAGUUCGCAAGCCCAUCGGAAGAGUUAGCGUUUGCGCUAACACUACUGCCAGAAAACAACCCUGCCCUAAACCUGAUCAAUGAUCGCUUACGUCUUCCAUCUUGAGCUGACUAGCCGGGAUCUGUGAAAUUCGAGUGAGAGCGACUCCAAGAAUCAGGAGUCAUGUCAUCGUCGCUAAUAAAUUUUCUUGGACUUCA